AUGGAUAAUUGGCCGGUGUUAAACUUUAUGCAUAGACUUCAGAACCCUGUACCUCAAUUUGUAUUAGGAUGCUUACCGGCUAUAGCCAUAAUUGGUGCAUCACCUGAAAAAGGUUUCAAAAAAAAAUUCUUAUGGAUAUUACGAUGUCUUGCUUGCCCAUUUACUGGAUUAUUCUAUACACUAAUUAUAGAAAAUAAAGAAGAAUCAAUCUUUGCAUAUUGGCUCUCAUCAGAAAAAUUUAUCACAGAUAACGAUGGAAAAGUACAAAAUAUACCUUUUGGUUAUCAUUCUAAAGCAAUAUCAAAUCUUACUAAAAUGCAGAAAGAAUGCAUAAAAGAGUGCGUAGCGGAAGCUAGCAUAUUAGAAAGAGUUUCACCAUUAGUCUCUGCUUAUUAUAUAAUAGUUGGCUUGUUAUCUGGAAUAGCAAGAAUAUUUUCUCCAGGCGCAUGUACUGAUUGGCCAUAUAUUUCUGUCGUAUUAGCUUGGACAUUUGUAGUGAUCUAUAAAAGAUCACUUUGUGGAAAAAUAAUAGCAAAGAGUCCUGAAGAUAUGCUGCGAGAGUACAUAAAUAAUAAAAAACUUAUAUUAGAUGAACGAGUAUAUGUAAAAGAUCUUAAUAAAAAAGAUCUAAAACGUAAACGAACAUUGGUUAUCUUUAUUGGUUUAGUAUCAAUUAUAUUUCCUUGGUUAUCAGUACUUAUGGCUUAUAAUACUCCUCCGGUUGGAUUUUUUUGCAGAAGUCGAUAUCUUACUGUAAUAUGUUCUAUAUGGUCAUUUAAUAGUUUCAUUGCAUUGAUUUGUCAUAUAAAAGGUGAAAAAAAAGUCGAUAAUAACGAAAAUAUUAUUCACAAAAUGUAUUGUUUCUGGGGUAUUAUAAUGGGUUGUCUAUUGUUUUUUUUGGCUCUAUUAUGCAAUGAUAGAACAUGGUGGGAAAAAUUUUUUGGUGAAAUGUGCAAGUCUUCAGAUUGCAAUGAUGUAACUAGUUAA
This is a messenger RNA of Cetraspora pellucida, 987 nucleotides long. The record is from the annotation of a GenBank genome assembly. NCBI's taxonomy places the organism in Eukaryota, Fungi, Glomeromycota, Glomeromycetes, Diversisporales, Gigasporaceae.